UACAUUCCAGUUUCAUAUUGUUUUCUGAUGACUUGGUAAACAUCUUCUUAUUUCCAAACCUUUUCUCCAACUUCACUCGUCACCGUUUCUCAUUUCACCAAUUCACCCUCAGGACUGAAAGAAGAGAUACAGAGCCCACCAAUUCACCAAAGAGGCAGAAGAUAUAGAGAGCCCGAAAUCAUUUGAAGCAAACUUCUUUUGUCUGCUACCAGCUGCAGAUUAAUCACAUCAAAGGACAACUUAUUGCUCCCUGGUUAAUUCGUCUAUUCCCACCAUCAAAAGGGUGCAGUGCAGUGAUUAGCCACACUUUUGAUUCCUGGUCCACGUAUUGCUCAGUUUCCACUAUCUUCUUUCAGAGUACAUUCUAAUUUCUGUAUGUUGUGUGGGACAACAACGAACUUUGAGCACAGAGUCUACACCAAAAGGAGUCGACAGACUCUAUCCCAAUCCUUUUCUCCAACUUCACUCGGCACCAUUUCUCAUUUCGCUACACCAUUCAACAAAGGAGCAGAUGAGAUAGAGAAGCUUUCAUCAACUUCUGGACUGACUUGUGAGCCCGAAAUCAUUCGAAGCAAAACUUGUUUUGUCUGCUACCGCUGCAAGCAUUUUGCUUUCCCGACCUGUGCCUAGGAGAUAUGGCUGACGUUGCUUUAGCUAUGGGAAGCUCUGUCCUCUCGGCUUUCCUUCAAGUUGUAUUUGAUAGGAUGGCUACAAAAGAGUUUUUGAAUCUAUUUCGGGGAAGAGAGAAUGACGGAGAACUCCUCGAGAAACUCAAACUGAACUUACAAAUAGUUGGAGAUGUGCUUGAUGAUGCAGAGAACAAGCAAACAAGCAGCCUAGCUGUCAAAGGAUGGCUAAAUAAGCUUCAUGACACUAUCUACGAGGCAGAUGACUUGCUUGAUGAGAUCAACACUGAGGCACUACGACUGAAGGUUGAAGCUAAAUGCCAUAACUCGACCAGUCAGGUAAGUGCUUUGAAUUACAGCUCAUCUUUCAGUAAUGAUUUCCUUGGGAAGAUGAUGCCACAGAUAGAAAAAAUGGUUGCUAGAUUGGAUUGGUUCAUACAACAAAUUAACCCUAUGGGUUUGCGAGUUAUUGAACCAAAAAGGCAAUCCUGUCGAACUCCUUCAACUUCUUUGGUUGAUGAGGCCACAGUGUAUGGUAGAGAUGCUGAUAAGGAGAAGAUAAUUAAAAUGUUGCUAUCUGAGAGUGCAAAUGGAGUCAAUUUCACUGUGAUUUCUGUAGUGGGACUUGGGGGAAUUGGUAAGACCACUCUUGCUCAAUUGAUUUACAAAGAUAACAGGGUGCAAAAUCACUUUCCUACAAAAGCAUGGGUUUGCAUAUCAGAAGAUUAUGAUGCUGCCAGGAUAACGAAAGAACUUCUUGGGGAGCUCGGUAUUCCAUUUUCUGAUAUGGGCGAGAAUUUGAAUUCCCUUCAAAUGAAGUUACAAUUGGGGCUAACUCAGAAAAAGUUUCUUCUCGUUUUAGAUGAUUUUUGGAAUCGGGACUACAGUGACUGGGAUAGAUUCAAGGUGCUAUUCACAGGUGCAAUGCAAGGAAGUAAGAUCAUUGUAACUACACGUGAUGAGAAAAUUGCAUUAAUGAUGUGUAAAAAAGAGUCAAUUUAUUCCUUGGAUUUGAUAGCAGAGGAAGAUUGCUGCUCCUUAUUUGAAAAGCAUGCCUUUGAAAAUAUAGAUGGAGAUCAAAGACUAGAACUUGAAGAUAUAGGAAAGAAAAUUGUGAAGAAGUGUGCAAGGUUGCCUUUGGCUGUGAAAACAGUUGCAGGUCUCUUGCGUUCAAAAACAACGGCUGAAGAGUGGGAAGAUAUUUUAGUAAGUGAAGUAUGGACUCAAACAGACAAUGAAGAUGACAUCUUGCCAGCGUUGAGAUUGAGCUACAGUCAUCUUCCAUCUCGUCUUAAGAGGUGCUUUGCAUGUUGUGCUGUAUUUCAUAAGGAUUUCCAGUUUAAAAAAGAGGAAAUAAUUCAUUUAUGGCAAGCUAAUGAUCUUUUGGAGCCUCCAGGAGAAAACAGGGGAAUUGAACAAAUCGGUGAAGAGUACUUACGUGAGUUGAGGUUGAGGUCCUUACUUGAGCAGUCAACUAACGGUUUGUUUUCGAUGCACGACCUUGUCAAUGACUUGGCCAUAGCUGUUUCUAGAAGGUACUGUUACAGGCUGGAAGAUAAUGACCCGGAACAUGGUAAAAUAGGCAGCAUAAGUUACUUUUCAUACCAUCCUAGUAGUUUUCAUGACACAUUUCAUAAAUUUGAACUCUUGAGGGAGACCAAGAACUUGAGAACAUUUUUACCAUUAAGUAAACGACGUGGCGGAAAAGGAUUGAGCCACAAAUUUUUGCAUGAAAUGUUGCCCAAAUUCAGGUCCUUAAGGUUUCUGUCGUUGUUGUUCUAUAAAAUCCAUAAGUUGCCCGACUCAAUUAGUGAUUUGAAACACCUUCGUUUGCUGAAUCUCUCUUCUACUCCUUUGGAAACCCUACCAGAGUGUAUCUGCGCCUUAUAUAACCUCCAAACAUUGUUGUUGUCAGAUUGUGAGAAACUGGAAGAGUUGCCGGUAAGUUUGGCGAAGUUAAUUAACUUGUCUUACCUGGAUAUUAGUGGAACUCCGUUGAAAAAAAUGCCACUGUAUAUGAGUAGACUGAGAAACCUUCGAGUUUUGACUAAUUUUAUAGUAGGCAAGGACAGCGGUUCAAUGAUUGAGGAGUUGGGCAAAUUUCCUAAGCUUCGUGGUAGGCUCUUCAUUUCAAAGCUGGAAAAUGUUUGUAGUGGUAGGGAUGCAUCGAUGGCGAAUCUAAAGGGCAAGAAACACCUUGACGAGUUAACUUUGGAGUGGAAUGGUGCUAUCAAUGAUUCGCAAGCUGUGAGAGAUGUGCUUGAUAAUUUACAACCUCAUUCAAGCAUAAAGCAUCUCAAGAUCAUAGGGUAUGGCGGGACAACAUUUCCAGAUUGGCUAGGCAACUCUUCGUUAAGCCAUUUGGAAUCGUUGAGUCUUUCUAAUUGUGAAAAUUGUUUUUCCUUGCCUGCACUUGGGCAGCUAGAGUCCUUGCAAUCACUUGAAAUUUUUGGGAUGGAUCAUAUAUCAGAUUUGGCGGAGGAUUUUUAUGGAGACAUCAGUGCAACCAAACCAUUCCCAUCUCUGAAAAAGUUGAGAAUCGAGAAGUUGCCAGAGUGGGAGAGAUGGUACAUACCAGAAGGUGAAGUCUUCAAUAGACUCAAAAAACUCAGUAUAAUUGACUGUCCCAAACUAAUUGGAGAGCUUCCCCAACAACUUGCAUCGCUGCAAAGCCUUGAGAUAUCUGGGUGCGACAAUCUUGUGUGUCCCAGUGGUCGAUUGAGCAUCUUCAAUGAAGAGAUUCGACAAAAGUUUUCAUCUCUCCGUGAAUUGAAGAUUUCAGCGCUAAAAAAUUUGACGGAGUUGCCCCUACAGCUCAACCAAUUAUUCCGACUUACGGUUGAUGAUUGUGGGUCUCUCUUACCCUCGCACGUGAGUAGACUGCCUGCUUCACUUUAUUCACUUGAGUACAAGGGAUGCUGCAAUUUGGAAUUGGAGAGUUCAAGCGGGGAGGAUGGUGGCGCCUUGGAGCGCUUGAUAUUAGAAAAUUGUGACACUGUCAAAGUCAAAGUCGAGUGGCUUGCCUCGUUUCCCAUGCUAAAACGUGUUCAAUUUUAUAAAUGCAAGAGUGUUGAGAUGCUCUCAGUUCCUGCUGCACCUGCACCUGGGAUUGGGAAUCAGAGUGGCAUGACAACAACUACUACAACUAGUAGUACUAGCAGUGUGAUGGCGUCACUUCAACACUUACACAUCUCGGGCUGCGAUGAUCUUAUGUCUUUUCGAGCCCCCAGUCUAACGGAGCUUUAUAUCCUGGAUUGCGAGAAGCUCACGUCACUGCCGCAACGGAUGGAAUCCCUCCUCCCAUCUCUUCGAUAUCUGUAUUUAGGCAAUUGUCCAGAAAUUGAGUGCUUCCCGGAAGGGGGUUUGCCCUCCACCCUACAAGCCCUUAAAAUCUUCGGUUGCAAGAAGCUCGUGAGUCGCAGGAGAGAGUGGGGUUUGGAGAAACUCCCCUCUCUCACGGAAUCGGUCAUUAGCGGUCCCUGUGAUGAAGUAGAGUCGUUUCCAGAGGAGGACUGGCUGUUGCCUUGCACGCUUCAAUAUCUCCACUUGAACUACCUUCAGAAUCUGAAAGUGCUAAACUAUUCGGCUCUUCGACACCUCACCUCUCUUCAAAAUCUAGGCUUCAAUGAUUGCCCACGACUCCAGUCCCUACCAGAAGAGGGACUGCCGGCCUCCCUCACUGAACUACGUUUCUCCAAAUGCCCGCUGCUGAAACCAAGGUUAGAAUGGGAGAAAGGACAAGACUGGCCCAAGGUUGCCCACAUCCCCUGCGUAAAAGUCGAUGGGCAGCUAAUUCCUUGACGAUGACGCUGGUUACUGUGCGAAUUGCCUGUUGUGUAUAACUAGGAUGUGUUGAAUGUUGUGUACAACUAGGAUGUGUUGAAAGGACAGUUGAGAUUCCAAUCAAGUAGGCCACCAACUCAGGCAGACAAAUGCUUUCCUCGGUAACUGUGCAACUGCUGAUGAAGAAAAAAAACCUUCAAUUUUCUAUAAGGAAUUGCUCUCUUCCAGUCCUCGAAGGUUGCUUUCAUCUUUAGCCAUUGAAGAUUGGGGCUAGUGACCUCCCUUUUUAUGCUAGAGACCAAGAACUAACUAAUUGCUGACAUUAUGUUUGGAGUAGAGAAGAAGAAGAUUGGCGCAAGGUAACCUCUACAUAUCUUUUAGCUUCCUCGAUUUUCCAUGCAGCAAAUAGACCACUCUGGAAACCAUCAACCUGAACAUCACAAGCUGAAAUCUGUCAUGCGUGCAUGUUUAUUGGGGCUCAACCACACGCUCUUAUCAUUCCUCACGUUAAGGCUUGGAUUCCAGAUCCAGAAUUGUCAUGGCCCCUUCUAAAUAUAGUCUAGACUUGGGUGCUUUAUGUUGGUUGGGGAUGCUAAGCACCAGUUUAGAAUUUAGAGUAGAGGGAAUAUCAAAGGCACCAUUGCUAUCUAGACAUUAUUUGUUUUCUGAUUCUAAAUAGAUGAAGAUUUCAGUAAAUUGAUUUUCAGAUUGCAAGAUGGGGUAACAAGAAAGAAAAAAAAGGAUCAAAUGGCAGGAAUGCAUAUUUGUGUUUCUUGAUCUCAGUCUUAUCUACUCCUUGUGUUUGUCGGAGUACUAUGUAAGUUUUGAGCGACACAUGAUCCUUCUGCACAAAGAGGGUAUGAACUUUAGAUGAGUACCUUUCUUCUUUUGCCACUAAUCAGCAAUCAUUCUUAUGAUAGUUUCUUGAGAAUGCUAAAACAAUUAAACUUCAGUUGACUUACUUUAGCCCUUGGUAAUUAGAAAAAGAAAGUAAGUAAUGCAUACCAAAAUCUAAUUUUUCUGGAUGUAGAAAGACCUAGUUGAAGUGGGUUCUUGGAUGCCUUUUUCCUUCAUAAGCCUUUUCCUGCAUGAGAACAAAUGACUACACUCUGCCUCUGUGGUUUGCAUUUGCAUUUUCUUUUUUCUUACCAUUUCUGGUAUAGCUUGUUUAAUAAUUUAUAUGCUGCAUGAUCGAUCUUUAGUCCUCUGCUCCACCUUACUGAUGUUUUCAUAUAUACCAUAUCCAACAAGAUAUUCUAGGUAUGUUGUACUUUGUGCUGGUUGUAAAUAUUUGCAUGCCACCUUAUAGAGCUUGAUAAAUUGAAAAAAUUUUCUGUAUUCAAGCACUCUUCUUGAAUAAAGGAUUGGUACUCAAAGAUGAAUUUUUUUGACUGAUGUCAUAGCAAUCCUUAUUGAGUUCUGCAUUAAUCUUAUGUCUUUUGCAGAGGGAGGAUUUCCAGCCCCCUAUCUAUAGUAGAUUACUCUCAUCAAGUGCCUCCUGCCAAAAAGGAUAAAUCCCUCCUCCCACCUCUUUGAUAUCUGAAACUAGACAAAUAGUGCUUCCUAGAAGGUCGUUUGCCUUCUAGCCUACAUUAUCUUGAGAUCACCUAUUGCAAAGAGCUCAUGAGUUACCGGAGGGAGUGGGGUUUGGAGAAGUUGCCUCUCACACACUUGAGCAUUGGUGGUAGCUUUGUAGAGUUGUGCAGGAGGACUGUCGCCUUGCUUGAAUCUCUUGGAUUAUGGAUCCUUAAGAAUCUGAACAUGCUAAACUAUUCAGGUCUUUGACACCUUACUAUUUUCUUUAAAAGCUAACAAUCAUGACCUGUACUCCACUCCAAUCCCUACUAGAAGAGGGACUUCCAACCUCCCUGGAAAUCUUUGACUGCCCAUUGCUGAAACCAAAGUUGGAAUGGGAGAAAUGAUAAGACUGGCCCGAGAUUAGAGACAUCCCUACACAGUAGUUGAUCAAGAAUUAAUCCCUUCACAAAAACGCUAGAAGUGUGAGGGAUCCCACAGUUACUAGACCUCCAUCAUCUCUUUGGAUUAAGGAUUGCACUCUCCCAUCUAGGGAAUACAGCUCGUUAUUGCUUUCAGCUUCAGCCAUUGCCAGAAGAGGGUCUACCUACCUGCUUUUUAUGGCAGAAAUAAAAAACUGCCCACAUUGAUGACACUACAGGGUAGAAGAUGAUUGGUGCAAUAUAGCUGACAAUUCAUGGAUGCCAAUGAUGUAUUUAUUCUGUGAUCAGUUAUGCACUCACAAUUUCUCUGAAGGUUUUAUAGAUGUUGACAGUUGUUUCAUAUCCAGAUUUGGCUAGCUUCUUUUGACCUUAAGUUGAGAGGAUACUUGAAGUACAUAUUGCAAGGGAUUCAAUUUGCUGCUUGGAAAGAUGCAAUCCCUUCUCGUGCAUUAAUGUUCAAAAGUGUGGCAGCAUCCUGUAGCUGAGAGCUUUUGUAGCUCAGUGUUGCCUCCAGACUACAAACAUAUCCUUUUGAUGGUGGAUAUCCUGAAUUUCCCCUCUCGUUGGGAAUGCAAGAUUAGUGGCACCGUGGAAGAAGAGUCACUUUCAAAAUAUUGGCUGCUGUCUUGCACACUGCACAGGUACAAUCUUUCACUUGGAGCAGCACAAGAGCUGAAGAACAACGACCUACAAGCAUCAUCAACACUACACAGAUCUUGAAGAGAUGGAAAUAGCUGACUGCUCUCAGCACUAGUUGCUACAAAAAGAGUGGUUGGCAACUUCCAUUCUUCCAUUAUGCAUGUAAAAUGUGGUAUUCAUUGCUCAAAUCACUAUGUAAGGGCAGAAUGGGAGGGGGAAGACUGGCCCCAAGGUUUCUAAUGUAAACUUCAUAGCUUUAGAUAGUGAACUAAUUCGACAUAGAAUCUUGCUUAUCACUUGAUCGACCCUGAGGGUCUAAAGGUACCUUCCUCUGUCAGAUUCAUUUUCUUGGAACGCUCUAAUGCCUAAAAUCACAGGAGUGUCAUUUCCUGUGCAUAUGAUCCCAGCUUCCUGCUGAAAA
Coffea arabica (coffee) is the source of this 7427-nucleotide messenger RNA. The record is from RefSeq and is a predicted model, not a curated record. Lineage: Eukaryota; Viridiplantae; Streptophyta; Magnoliopsida; Gentianales; Rubiaceae.